Molecule: messenger RNA, 1317 nt
Organism: Octopus bimaculoides (California two-spot octopus)
Lineage: Eukaryota; Metazoa; Mollusca; Cephalopoda; Octopoda; Octopodidae
Product: ubiquinone biosynthesis protein COQ9, mitochondrial
Biological process (GO): ubiquinone biosynthetic process
Cellular component (GO): mitochondrial inner membrane; cytoplasm
Molecular function (GO): lipid binding; ubiquitin-protein transferase inhibitor activity
Source: RefSeq, a predicted model, not a curated record
UGAAAACCUCUUGAAAAAAAAUUCAUACACAAUCUACACGGAACAGAGUUACAAUGAAAGGAAUCCUCAGCCGUGUGGUUAAGAAGCUUGCUUCUCAAUCACAUGGAUCCAGGUUCAGUCCAACUGCAUGGUACCUUGGGCAAGUGUCUUCAAUUAUAUCCGUGGGCCAACCAAAGCCUUGUUAGUAGAUUUGGUCGAUCUUCAGGAGGAAUAGUUAGCUGCCAUGCAACAAGAACCUUUAGCACUGAUGAUGGACACUCAAAGGAACAGUCCACCACUCCUAAUGAGUCUGGCUCAAAUGAUAGUCAUGACAAAGAAAGUCCAUCUGAUGAAGAUAUAAAACAGAAAAUAUUAGCUGCAUCACUGCAAUUUGUUCAAGUGCAUGGAUUUUCGAGAAAAGCACUUAUUGAUGGUGCUGAAACUGUAGGAUACCCAAGUGUAAGCCAUGGUAUGUUCCCUAAAGGAGGUGCUGACCUUGUGAAUUAUUUUUACCAAGACUGCAAUAAGAAAUUGGCUGAAAACCUAGAAAAGAAAUGUAAGGAGAUGGAUGAAAGUUCGAAGCCCUCCACACGUGUAUUUAUUCAAAAUGCUGUUGAAGAUCGUCUCAUGAUGUUGACACCUCACAUUGAGCAGUGGCCGCAGGCAAUGGCUCUGCAAGCUUUACCUCAAAAUGCUUGCCAGUCUUGGUGUAACCUUUUACAACUUGUGGAUGACAUUUGGUUUUAUGCAGGAGACAAAUCUACUGAUUUCAACUGGUACACCAAACGCCUUACUCUGGCAGCUCUCUACAAAUCAUCAGAAAUUUAUAUGCUGCAGGAUAAAUCUGAAGAUUUUGAGAAUACACUGAAAUUUGUCAACAACAGGUUUGAUGAUGUCAAAUGCCUUGGCCAAAGUAUGAAAAAUUGCCAAAUGGUAACAAAGUCUAUUGGAGAAAAUUUAUGGGGUCUUUCUCUCAUGGCACGGAAUAUAAUGGGAAUAAACAGUCGUGCUCGUUAGCAGAUUCUUUUUAUUUCAUUUAAGAAAUUCAAAGGUUCAUCCAAGGCCCCACUGAAAGACUGAAGAAAUGAGCCGAGAAGUGAAUAAGCUUAAUCUCAAUAGCAAAAACUAUACCUCUACAGUGAAGGUGGUUGGAAGCGAGCUACUGAAGCAAAGACAACUCCUGCUAAACCCUGUAGAUGAAAUGCCAAGAGAAUUUUCAAACAAAGAAAAUAUACUUGACUGGAGUUGAAUUUUAUUGUUGUUCCCCCGCCAUCCCAUUUUGUCUGCUUUCCCAAAACCCCAGGUUUUGAACUCAGUACUGCAGGAUAAAAAAGAAAA